ACUUUCACUGUAAAUUUUACGGGUCUAGGGCAGCAUUUUCUCUUGAACUUUUUAGGGCACAUUUUGUUCUGAUGAUUUUUUAGGACAUUUUUGUUCUCUUUGAGCUCUCUAGGGCACAUUUUGCUCUCUGAUAGACAGGUUUCUAGGGCACAUUUGCUCAUCUCCUCUACAAAUAUUUUUUUUGUUGGAUAGUGAAACAAGAUGGAAGGUGGAUUAGCGACAAACAAUGGAAGCAUUUCUGAGACCCAGAAUGGGAGCCUUUGCGAUGUUUCUUGUGAAGACUCACAAUCUGCUUUGCUGUUUUUGGGAACUGGUUGUUCAAGCGCGGUUCCAAAUGCAAGGUGUUUGUUACAGCCUUCUUAUCCCCCUUGUGAGUUGUGCCACAAAGCAGUUUUGACUCCACCUGAGCUGAAUCCAGAUUAUAGGUGCAAUACAUCUCUGCUUAUUGAUUAUUCUCAUGGUAGUGGAGAACACAGCUAUAUCUUAAUUGAUGUUGGAAAGACUUUCAGGGAACAAGUUCUACGCUGGUUUACCCGAUUCAAGAUCCCUCGGGUGGAUUCUAUAAUUUUGACCCAUGAACAUGCAGAUGCAAUACUUGGUUUAGAUGAUAUUCGGGCAGUGCAACCUUUUAGCCCCACAAAUGAUAUUGAGCCAACUCCAAUUUUCCUCACUCAGUUUGCAAUGGAUAGCAUUGCUAUGAAAUUUCCAUACUUGGUUCAGAAAAAACUGAAACAGGGUCAAGAAGUGCGGCGUGUUGCUCAGCUUGACUGGAGAAUAAUUGAGAGCCACUGUGAGAAACCAUUUAUGACAUCAGGCCUUGAGUUCAUUCCUUUGCCAGUCAUGCACGGGGAAGAUUAUGUUUCAUUAGGUUUCCUUUUUGGCAAAAGAUCAAAAGUUGCUUAUAUUUCUGAUGUUUCGCGAUUUCCGGAAAGCACCGAAUAUGUUAUUUCAAAGGCUGGAGCUCGACAAGUGGAUCUUCUUAUUCUGGAUACUCUGUACAAGAAAGGAACACAUAAUACUCACUUGUGCUUGCCUGGGACUCUUGAUGCAGUGAAAAGGAUAUGUCCUAAACGAGCCUUAUUUGUUGGGAUGACCCACGAGUUUGAUCACGAGCAGGACAAUAAAUAUCUUGCAGAGUGGUCCCAAAGAGAGGGUAUUUGGGUUCAGCUUGCUCAUGAUGGCCUCAGGGUACCCUUAGAUCUGUAAAGAAGUGAUGCAUAUCAUAGAGAGAGGCUGGAAUUCAGCUGACUGGUACUUCGAGAUUUAGUGAAGAUAUCAUAUAAGAAUUUUAUCUCAGCAUAUGGUCUUGUUAACCAUACAAGCUAAAGGGUGUAUAGUGCUUUCUAUAACAGUCUGUAUUCAUGGCAAUAGAUGUAUAUGAACAUAUUAUUGUUUGCUCGUGUACCUCUGAAAAAUCUGAUGUUCUUUUUUUUUUCCUGAUGAAUUAAAUCCGAUAUUCAU
Molecule: messenger RNA, 1461 nt
Organism: Amborella trichopoda
Lineage: Eukaryota; Viridiplantae; Streptophyta; Magnoliopsida; Amborellales; Amborellaceae
Product: Metallo-hydrolase/oxidoreductase superfamily protein
Source: RefSeq, a predicted model, not a curated record